CAUUGGGUGUUUGAGCCAAGAACCGUCAGUUCGACAGAAUCAGUACGACACGGCGGGUUAAAUGGUUAAAAUCGCGCGUGUUGGUCAAUGCUGAAUUACAACAACGGCUGUCAUACGGCAUAUUACGGUUAACAAAACGAGCUAAGCCAUACGUCGUCGUUCGGUCAAUGCGUCGUGUGUGUGUGUUUCACAGAGCAGAGAAGAAGAAAAAAAAAACAGGUGCGUUAAAUCUAAAACAACAACAAAAAAUAAAAGCGAAUCAAAAAAAAAUUAUGAAAAUCAAAAAAAGAUAUUCAUUCAAUAGAUAAGAAUCACAAAAGCGAAAAGUGUUAAGGAAUUUACUAUGAAUGUCAUGAAUAAAAGAGAAGAAUCAUAAUCAGAAAAUAAAAACGCCAACAACAGCAGCAGCAAUAAGUACAAGGAAACGAUAACAAAACAAAAAAUAACAACCAGCAUAGCAGCAGUAGUAUCCAAUGGAUAGCAAUAGAGAGAUUGCAGCUCAGCACAAAUAACAACAAAAACAACAGCAACGUCUAUGAUAACAGCAACAACAAAAUAGAAUUAUAAAUUAUUAUAGUUGUCUCAAAAUAAAAAAUUACGAAUAUUUUCAGAAAAAGCAAAGAAGUGAAAGAAUAAAGCAAAAAAAAAAGAAAGUUAAAAUUAAUUGCGAUUAAAAAAUUCUUGAAAUCGAAGCAACAUUUCAAGUAUUUCGUUUUGUUUAAAUAGUGUAAAAGUGAAUUGGAAUAUCGUGGCAACAACAACAUUUUAACGACUCACCGUUUUUUUGGCCGGGAAUUGAGUGAAUUGAUAAAGAUAAAAAUUUCGAAAAUAAUAUAAACAACAACCUCUUCCACAAUACAUCACCGGUUUUGCGGAUAAUUUAACAUUUCCUUUCAUCACUCCAAAAAAAAAAUCCCAUGAAUUAUUAAAAUAAGCUAAAAACUAGCAAUGUCCGCGCUGUGAAAUGCUAGACAGGGACGAAAAUAAAGCAGAUAAAGGCACUUUUCAACAAGUCCCAAGACAGAGCAGGGUGGUGGACUAGCAGCUAUCAGUUCAAGCCGGCAGGACAUAUUCCUCGAGAGUAUUUAAGCAAAUGACCCAAAACAAUUAGAAGCUUAAACAAUUAAAAAAGGAGGACGAAACUAGCAAACGAUAAACGCGAAGCAGAGCAGAGGCUGGCAAACCCCAAAUGUCACAACAAAACUAAGCCAUUUAAAGCUGUGAGUUAAGCAAUGGGAUGGGAUGGAGCAUAACAAUCCAGGCACAAAACUAUGAGCAAUGAAGGCUAACCAGCACAACAAAAACACAAACAAACUCCAAUAAAAAAGGAUAUUUUGGAGGAUACAAAACAACAAUAGCACAACAAAAAAACUGUAAAGCUCAAAACAAAAAACCCAACUAACAAAGAACUUGCCAGACAAAGAAAAAAAGAGAGAAAAGAGGAAAAGUAACAAAUCAACAUUCAUAAAAGUAAGGCAGACAAGUAAACGGAAAUUCGCGCAAAGGCGUCCAACAAAAAAAAUCUUCCAAAAAAAACGAGGACAAUAGAAAGGCAGCCAGGAUAUUUCCUUUGAACACUUGAAAAGUGACAUAUCCUUUGUUGUCACAAAACGAAGAGAACCCGAAGCAAGGAAGGAGAGGACCUCCACAAAAGCCCCACAUGCAAUUCAAGCUGCCAAAUGUAAUUAAACUACACUCAAGCACAAAAGUAUGACACAAAUAUAGCAUAGCCGGUAACAAAGACCUAGUUUCGUUUAAGCGCGAGGAAGAAGAAGAAGAAACCGCUUCCAUAGCAGCCUUAGCUUAGAACGAAAAACAAAAACAAACCUCAAGAGCAUUUGUUAAUUGCCAUUGUUUACAGACCAUUUCCUCCCGCACUUGUUCCACUUUUUUCUCUCUUACUCUCACCCCACUCUCUUCUUCGACGAAAACAACGAAAAUGGCUUUUAUAUGGCGACGACGUUCCACUUCAAUUGUGAAAAUAAUUGCCAUUUUGAUGGCCAUUUGGUUUUUCGUUGCAUUCUUCAUUUACACCGAUGAUGCACGCCGUGAUCCGGCGGCCACAAACAAAUGGAAUGCCAUGAAUCUGCCGUGGCAGCGUUUCGGUGGUGCUGCAGCCGGCAAUGGAGCAGCAGCCAUUGUUGCCGGUUCCGGUUUGGCCAACAAUCAAGUGGACACCUAUGAACGUGAGGCCGGAGCCUUUGAGGCCGGUGGUGGUUUUGGUGUUGCCAACAAUCCUGGUGUGGCUGGUGGAGGUGGCGCCAAUGAUGAUGAUGAUGGCGUUGCAGCAGCCGAUGUACCCAUCGCCCAGCCGGAUGAAGCAAACAACAAUAAUAACGGCGAUUUAAUGGCCGGUGGCGGCCUGGACGAUAAUGCCGAUAUCAAUGAAGGCGAUGAGUCCAUCUUGAAUAAUGUCAUUGUCCAGCAUCCUAAUGACAGAGUUUAUCAUGGCAAAUUAAUUGCCGGCGCUGAGAGAGGAAAUCCCAACGAUGAAGGCAAAAAUGUACUCGCCCCACCAUCACCACCCAAAGAUUCGCCCGGCGAGAUGGGUAAGCCGGUAACACUGCCCGCCAACAUGACUGAAGAAAUGAAAAAAGCCGUUGACGAUGGCUGGCAAAAGAAUGCCUUUAAUCAAUAUGCCUCGGAUAUGAUUUCAGUGCACAGGACACUACCCGAUCCACGGGAUGCAUGGUGUAAAGAGCCGGGACGUUAUCAAAAAGAUCUGCCAGCCACUGAUGUAAUUAUUUGUUUCCACAACGAGGCGUGGUCCGUGCUGUUGCGUACCGUACACUCCGUUUUUGAUCGUUCACCCGAACAUUUGAUAGGCCAUGUAAUACUGGUAGAUGACUACUCUGAUAUGCCCCAUACGAAAAAACAAUUGGAAGACUAUUUUGCUGCCUAUCCAAAGGUUAAAAUUUUACGUGCACCAAAGCGUGAAGGUUUAAUACGCGCCAGACUGCUCGGUGCACGCCAUGCCACCUCACCGGUCCUAACAUAUUUGGAUUCGCAUUGUGAAUGCACCGAAGGUUGGCUGGAACCACUGCUGGAUCGCAUUGCUAGAAAUUCAACGACGGUUGUGUGUCCCGUUAUCGAUGUCAUCGACGACACAACAUUGGAAUAUCAUUAUCGUGAUUCGGGCGGUGUUAACGUUGGCGGUUUCGAUUGGAAUUUGCAAUUCAAUUGGCAUGGAGUGCCCGAACGGGAGAGGAAACGCCAUAAGAACUCCGCCGAACCGGUGUAUUCCCCCACCAUGGCUGGUGGCCUGUUUUCCAUAGACCGGAAAUUCUUUGAAUUGCUGGGUACCUAUGAUCCAGAUUUUGAUAUUUGGGGUGGUGAAAAUCUGGAGCUGUCCUUCAAGACAUGGAUGUGUGGUGGCACUUUGGAAAUUGUGCCCUGUUCACAUGUGGGCCACAUCUUCCGCAAGAGGUCGCCCUAUAAGUGGCGUUCAGGCGUUAAUGUACUCAAAAAGAAUUCGGUGCGCUUGGCUGAAGUCUGGCUGGAUGAUUAUGCAAAAUAUUAUUAUCAACGGAUAGGCAAUGACAAAGGUGAUUAUGGCGAUGUCACGGCGAGAAAAGAAUUACGCCAACGUUUGGGUUGCAAAAGUUUCAAAUGGUAUCUGGACAAUGUCUAUCCGGAACUCUUUAUACCAGGUGAAUCGGUAGCCUAUGGCGAGAUUGCCAAUAUCGAAACCGAUAUGUGUCUCGAUUCAGCCGCCAAACCGGACGACAUGCAAGGUGCCGUCGAUCCUUACAAAUGUCACGGUCUGGGUGGAAAUCAGUACUGGAUGCUCAGCAAGGCGGGUGAAAUUCGCCGUGAUGAAGCCUGUCUUGAUUAUGCGGGACAUGAUGUUAUACUGUAUCCUUGCCACGGCUCCAAAGGAAAUCAGUUCUGGACAUUUAACAAUGAAACGAAACAAAUUCGCCACGGCUCCUCCGACAAAUGUCUGGCGAUCAAUGAGAAACGUGAUAAAAUCGUCAUGGAGGAGUGCAAUGGCGGUCAGCUGCGACAACAGUGGCGUCUCGAGAACUAUGAUCCAUCGAAAUUGUGAGGUUACUUUUUUGGGAAUGGUACCCAAUUUAUACCAACCUCACUAAUGAUGCAGCACAACAGCAACAACAACUAUGGCCAAUGGAAAUAGCAAAAAUUAAAGACAAGAAAAUGGAAGAAUGGAAUCCAUUACAGACAGCAACAACAACAACAACUACACCAACAAACACAACAUAAUUAUGUGCAAUAUUUUCAAAGGAAAUCGUAAGAAAAAAACACAAAACAAAAAGACAAAGGACUGUGUAUAGAAAAAGAAAACUGACUAACAAAAGAAAAAACCUAGAGACAUUGACACAAAUGACUUUUGUAGUAAAAGUAAAGUAAAAAAGAAAAGAAAAUUAAGAAGAAAAGAAAUGUGAGUCGUAGUAAAAAUUAAUUUUUUGAUAAUAUCUAGUUGUAGUUUUCAUAUUUAGAUGAAUUUUUGUUUGAAUUUUUUAUUUUUUAGAAAAAAAACUAGGCUUUAAUUUAAGUUACUUUUUCAUUUUGUGUUGAAAUU
This is a messenger RNA of Musca domestica (house fly), 4543 nucleotides long. It is a transcript of the gene Pgant9, whose product is annotated as putative polypeptide N-acetylgalactosaminyltransferase 9. Lineage: Eukaryota; Metazoa; Arthropoda; Insecta; Diptera; Muscidae. Gene Ontology annotation, cellular component: Golgi apparatus. The coding region runs from base 1940 to 4048 and encodes 702 amino acids. The record is from RefSeq and is a predicted model, not a curated record. The transcript has 13 exons.